Messenger RNA from Armigeres subalbatus, 4854 nucleotides. Its product is annotated as breast cancer anti-estrogen resistance protein 3 homolog. The transcript has 12 exons. The record is from RefSeq and is a predicted model, not a curated record. Gene Ontology annotation, biological process: small GTPase-mediated signal transduction; positive regulation of peptidyl-serine phosphorylation. Bases 374 to 3202 code for a protein of 942 amino acids. Gene Ontology annotation, molecular function: guanyl-nucleotide exchange factor activity; phosphotyrosine residue binding. NCBI's taxonomy places the organism in Eukaryota, Metazoa, Arthropoda, Insecta, Diptera, Culicidae.
UCACGUCGUGUCGCGCGGUGCACCUCAACUGCAUUAGUAAUAUACGCGCCAAAGUCCACGAACUGUUGCAUAUAUGUUUUUUCUUUCAAUUGCAUACCUGCUUUUUUUACGACUCUGGUCGGUGGAUCAACUUGACUCGGACCUCAAGAAUCGAGAACUGCUGAGAAUUACAGUUUCGUUCCGUCUGUGUUCGGUGGAUGAUCGCGUGUGGCUAUGAAGUUUCUGUGGGUUGACUUUAAACGAUAUGUGGUGACGACUUCUAAGGAUCUACAUAUCAUCAGUGUGGUUUAUGAUUGAACUAGUUCAGGCAAUAAUAAAGUUUAGACAAUAGAGGAAGAAAGUGUGCAAAACCUAUCGAUCUCGAAAAGCAUCUAUGUCUCGUUCAACGACGUUCGGAUCUCAGAGUCUGCUUUCUCCAUUCGAAGGUAUUUCCUGGAGUCACAAGUUUGGAUCGCUGAAUCGACGGAGGAAAAAUGCGCCAAUGGUUAUCACCUCCUGCCUUCAUAUGGAUGUUUUGGAAUGGCUGAAGCGGUUGGACCUGGAGGAAUAUCAUGGGAAAUUCAAACAAUUCAACGGAGUGGAAGACUUCCUUUACUUCAGCGAGGCCGAUGUCAAAAAGCUCGGAGUACGAAAUAAUGCACACCGCGCCCGAAUGGUUAGCAGCCUCGUCGCAUUGCGCGAGAAACCUUCAACGGACAGCCUCCUUCGGUCCGAUACACUGCAGCGUACUCUGCGACACAGUUUGGCGGUGGAACCGAAAAAGCUCACUGCCGAGCAGGAAUCAGUCAGCUAUGAGUGUCUGACGGCCAGUAACGCGAAGCAAAGCAAGAGUCUGGGCGAUCUGCUAGAUAUGGAAUCACCGGACGGUGGUGGCACUAGCGGUAACGAAGCGGUCGCCCUGAAAAAAGCCCUCGAAUGGGAGCUGUCGCUGGAUUCGAGAGAUUUACGAUCGCACGCCUGGUACCACGGACCGAUUCCACGGCAGCGAGCCGAAGAGAUUGUCCAGCGGGAUGGGGACUUUCUGAUACGGGAUUGCGUCUCCCAGCCGGGCAACUACGUGCUGACCUGCAAGACCAAGGGUCCGACGCUGCACUUCGUUAUCAAUAAGUUGCUGAUUCAACCCGAGACUGUAUACGAGAGAGUACAAUAUCAGUUCGAAGACGAUGCCUAUGACACAGUUCCUGAUUUGAUAACCUUUUAUGUAGGCUCAGGCAAAGCAAUUUCUGCCGCUUCGGGAGCACGGAUACAGUUCCCAUGCAACAGGCUUUAUCCACUAUCGUUUUACGCUUCUAAGUAUGGACAGCAUGUGGGUGGCAUCCGCGGGCCAAGCCCACUCAAUUCGCCCUCACCUGUACCGUCGUCGCCUGGGUUUAGGUACAAUCCCUACACCCAGCAAACGAACACAUAUCGAAGUCCGAUGUCUUCUCCUCCACGGACAAAGCGUGAAACGCCUCCCCGUCUACCAUCUAAGAAGCAACGUUCGCAAUCUCUAACCCCCCUACAAGGGGCACAAACAAAUCAGCAGCGAUAUUGCAGUGCUGAUGGUGUAAUACAAUCCAAUGGAUCUGAUCCAAGCAGUAAAUCAUUAGCGAAACCUUCUCGGUUGACGGGUUCAACAGAGAAGUGUAACAGUGCAGAUGGAGUCAUACAUAGUAAAGAUUCUUCAUCGAGAUCAUCCGACGAAAAAUGCUCCAGCGCUGAUGGUGUUGUAAAGACUCAAAACAUUGCUCGAUCAGGAACGUCACAAUCUCUACCGCGAUCCAACAGCUUAAGGUCUUCCCACGGAGUGUUGGGCUCUCGAACAUCUAGCAUCAACAAAGAGCCCAGCGAACACUCGUUGAGUCCCUGUAUAGAGCACAAACAGUUCGCUGAGGAUGAGGAGGAAUCCGAACAACCUCCCAGUCCUCCGCCAAAACCUGGACGGGGUGUUCACAGGAACGACUCCAUAAAGGAAGCAGAUGCCCACGGUCCAAUCCACCGAAUGGGAUCAUACCACCCGAGUGGAUCGGAUUCCGGUAACGGCUCUGGAGACUCUGCACAAAGUUCCGCCACUGGAGAAGACAUCGUCGUUCAACAUCGAGGCGGAGUGAUAUUGAAAAACCCCCGCUUUAUACCAACUUCGAUGUCGUCGAUCACACUAAGGUCGUACGCAGAUUUCGACCCGUUGGCUGCAGAGGAAGCGCUGCUAGCGAUGACUAUUCCGAAGUUCGAACAGAUUUCGCGCUUCGAUCUCGAAAACUUCAACACACUUUUGCUUCCGUUCUGUGAUUACAAACCGCUGGAUAGCGGUACGCUCAACACGUUCCGAAUGAUGCUGAGCGAAACGAGUUCUAGGGUGAUUGCGACGCAUCUGACGCGGGUUGAUAUUAGUUUAAUAUUAGAAAAAGAUGAAGAGAAAAAAGACAACCUUCUCAACUGCACCGGUUUGGAGUUGAUCACCCUGGAACAGGGACGCCAGUUCCGGCUGGAUUUGAUUGAACGAACCGAAUGUAUGAAACUACUGGUAGCGGUUACCAUUUUGACCUGUCAGGAUGAUCUGGAGCGGGCGGACACCUUGAACAAGUGGAUACAAAUCGCCGUGGAAACCAAAACUGCCCUCGGGAAUCUGUUUGGAUUCUGUGCCAUCAUGCUUGGGUUAUCGAUGCCACAGAUUCAAAAGCUGGAAACGACGUGGCACACAUUGCGCCAAAAGUACACCGACAGUGCAUUUAAUUUUGAAGCUAAACUACGACCUACGCUGAACAGCAUGAACGACUGCUCGAACCCACAGGCACCGAACACAACGAUACCGCACAUACUGCCAUACAUACUGGUUAAGGAUCGCACAAUCACCGAUAUUCUAGUAGACCCCCUGCAACAGCCGCAGAGUUGCUCCUCGCUGGUCACGAGUUGCGUAACACCUUGGGAAACUAUAACUCAGGAUUUUGGCUUCUCCGUACUAUUUGCUCAUCUAGACGCCGCAAGAAGUUUCGUAAACAAUCUCUCGCUCUAUCGGAAGAACGCACAUGGCAUCAUGCAAGACACCAGCCGGCUCGAUUCACUGCUAGAGGAUGCUUUUAGAACCGAAUUCCAAGUAAAGUUCCUUUGGGGCAGCAAAGGCUGCUUCGUGCCGGCCGAAGAUCGUCAUGCCAAAUUCGAACACGUGCUCACGGUAAUGGCGGAUAAGUUUUGCGGAGAUUCGACCGUAAAUGCUGCCGGGUAAUCCAGCGAAGUAAACCGUAAACUACCCAAUCCAUGUGUUUUCUACCAUUCAUCUCUUUCCUAUCUCACAACUACAUAACUUUAUCUCUACUUACUCAUGUUAUCAGGCAUUUCAAAAUCAAUGAAGGAAAACAUCAAACAGCAACAAAACUUUUGAUAGAAACUACAUUUUUAUGAAACACUUUUAGCUCAAAUAUUGAAAGACCUACGAUAUGAGACACAAAAAUCAAACGAAACAAUAAUCACAAAAGUUUAGUAAACGUGCAUGAGGAAUUUCUGAAAGUAUCAAACGAAAUAGAUAUUUCAUUUUGGAAGUUGUUUAAACGCGAAUCGAGGGGCAAAAGAAUUUACCAAUUCCAUUGAUGGGAAAGAAAACUCGUUUCAGCGAAUCGAUUUUUCGUAACAAUUUAAUUAAAGCUAGUCAAGAUGAAAUCGAAGUACUUACUGUAAUUGGUCGUUUGUGUUUUGCGAUAUAAAACAAUAAUUUUAUUUUGCAGUAUUUUUGCAAACGAUUAAUCUACACUAAAAUGUAGAAAUGCUUUUUAUAGAGUUUUUACAAGUCGAACCGUUGGAAGAUAAGUGAGAAUCUGUAUUUCAAUGUAUGCAAAUUAUACCUAUAUUCUUAUUUUUCAGUAAUGAUUUCUACACAACCUAGUAGCUACAAUUGAUGCAAUAGACUGAUGAUUUAUUGUCAAAUAACUGGUUUGUACUUUUUAAAGCAAUACCUUGAAAACAUUGAUUCAAAUUUUCCAAACCACCCAUCUACUUUUUUUCGUACCAUUUUAAUAUUGAAAUUCAUGAAUAUUAAACACAAGCAUUGUAAAUCAACGUAGAACCACAAACUAAAAUGAACUAUGCGCAUGAAACUAGAGUUAAAGCAUAACCAUAGAAACAUUUAGUGCAAGUAGUUAAUCUUGAAGGCAUUCUCGGAAAAUACAGAAACUGUAUGAUAAUAAAAUAUUAAGACAUUUAUACCAAGAGAAGAAAAUUUAUAUACCGUUUCGUAAAACACGAAGGACAUCUAAUCUCACUAAUUUGUUGGACUAAUCACAUAAUAGUCACCGCAUUGUUAAAAUUUUAUUGAUUAAAACAUUCCAACCCAAACAAGAAAGAUUUUCCGUUGAAUGGAAACCGAAUACAUCUUGUACCAGAAAACCUAAAAAGCAACCAAAAUACCGAUUUUUAAAAGUGACAAACACCUAAAGCUAAUCAAUACACUUAUGUAGACGAAUAAAGUUGUAUAUUGUAUCGAUUUGAUCAAUCAUAUUUAUUUACCAUAAAAAAAGCAACCAAACUAAACUAAACUACACCACAAUGAAACACACACACAUUUUGGAACUAGGAUAGUAACCGAACGGUAUCAACCAAAAGCUACAGCAGCAAAAAAAAAACGGAUGGACUUUAAUCGGGUGAAUAUGAAAUGAUAAACUGAAAAGUAUUACGUAACGAGAUCGACUGUACCUUCAAUGUUCACGGACAUUCGGUAUAAAUGGAAGUGUUGAAGUGAAACAAUAAGCCAAGUUCGAUUGAGAAUUACCGAUUUUGGCACCACAUGUUUGUAUUAACUCGUACCGUACGCGAAAUAUGGGCAACAUCAAGUAUGAUAUUUAAAGGCAGGAAAUGAUUAUAAAUAAAUUAUUUAAUUGACACGGA